UCGUAUGCACUAGAACGGAAAAUCUUUUAAUAUUUCUAAUAUUUAAACAGUCUUUCACUUGAAAACUGAACGAACAAUGAGUUUUCACAAGAUAGAUACUCUACCGAAUAUCGAUUCUGUAUCGAUGUGUCGACUUUGUCUCAGCUGUGGCCCAGCUCAGUACGUAUCGCUACACGCUCUGCAUCAAGGUGUACCCCUCACUAAAAUUAUCAGACUUUGCUUUGGAAUUAAGAUCCCCCGAAAUGAAGGACUGGCACAAACCGUGUGCAACAUUUGCUGGAACGAGGUGAUAAAGUACAACGAGCUACGGAAAAAAUAUCUCGCCUCGGAUAAAAUUCUUCGUGAAGCACAAAGGAAUAAAUGCGCAUUACAAAAUGGACCUAACGAUCAACGAUUAGUUCUUCCUUCUAAACCUAAGGAGGAAUCCGCAGAAAUAGAUUCAAUUAUGUCUAGUCAUCAGCGUGGAAUAUUAGACCCAUCAGACGAGCAUUUUAGUAUGAACCAUCAAGACUACGAAAAUCAACUUGUUGUACUAUCGCCGCUUGUUCGGAUCGAUCAUAAUGUCUCUGAACAACCCGGCACAGAUAAACCCAUCCAUACAGAUAAGUCUGAGCAAACCGAUUCGUCUAAAAUUGAAAAAGAAAUGCUUGACACUAAACAUUUCUGCUGUGGUUGCAAUCCCUCGCCAGAAUUUACAAGUGCGCAAGAACUAAAUACCCACUGCAAUCUAGAACACAAAAAGUACCGUAUCUCGGAUAAUUCAAUCCGUCCCUUCGAAUGCAACACGUGCUACCAACGUUUUUUAACCGAGACACUUCUUGAGCACCAUAAAAAUCGACCCAAUCGGAAGAGAUCGUACAUUUGUAGAUCGUGUUCCGCGGCUUACUUCACAAAUUCAGCCUUAAAGCGGCACGAAAACAUGUGCACGGUCAUGGAUAAGAACUAUAUCUGCGAAGACUGCGGCAAACGAUUUCGGCAAAUCAUUACACUAAAAAACCACCGCAAACUGCACAAAACCGAGAAAACCUUUUCGUGUUCCGUGUGUUCGAAGGCUUUCAAACAAAAGUUUGAGCUUCCCAUCCACAUGGUAACGCACACUGGUGAGCAACCAUUUCCAUGUGAUCAGUGUCCGGCUAGGUUCAAGCGAAAGCAAGCGCUCAAAAACCAUCAGCAUCGCCAUGUAAAUCCGCGGCCAUUCAAAUGUGAUGCAUGUGACGAGUGGUUUGGCAAUCCUACAGCCCGAAAAUAUCAUCACCAAACGGUACAUGAAGGACUUGACCCUUUCCGCUGUGAUCAGUGCGGGUUAAGCUAUGGGCGAAGGGUGCGACUUAAGCAGCACAUGAAGAAAAUGCACGGAGAAGCUGUAGACGGAGAGUAAAAGGUAUCGAGGCUAUAUAAAUUGGGAAAAGCAGUUUCCUUGGUAUCGCUGAUGUGCCUACUCUAUUAUACCAUCCUCAAUUUCAUUGGAUUCCAUCCGCGACGUAUCGCAAAUAAUUAUAGUAAAAAUUAAACUAUAGAAUAGCAAAACUGGUAUAGAUAAUUAGCGAAAAGGAAUUUGCUAUCGCAUUUUGGAAAUUUGAGUCUGAAACGAAUUUAAGGUGUUGCUCAAAGCAACUAUUUAGAAUACGUGGUACUUUUGUCAAGCAUAUAUACAGUCUUGGAUUAGUCAUCGAGCUCCAUUGGUAAAUCAAAUAUCUUGUAAUAUUGUCUAUUAUAUAAGAUAGAUUUAAACUCCCAACCAUACUAUUGAGUAGGAGUCAGACAGGCUAGAAUCGACAACAUUGUAGCAACGGCUAGGUAUAUAUUAAUUAGGUUUGAAUAUGUUUAAUCUGCUGAUCGGCACAUUAUUUAAAAAAAAUACCAUUAUACCGUAGAGAAAAAGCUAAAAUAUUCCACAACUCAUUAAAAUCUCCCCCAUCAUUCUCUACACAAUUCAAAUUCUUGUUCAUGUCAGAGAGAAACAUGUUUAAAAUUUGUGGAUUUAAUGUCUACAUGCGCUGUAAAACGUUACCAGAUAAAGUUUGGUACAAAAAUGUAAUAUCUUCGACUAAAACCAUCAAUUUAUCUUCAAUAUACGAAUGCUUCCA
Molecule: messenger RNA, 2087 nt
Organism: Anopheles moucheti
Lineage: Eukaryota; Metazoa; Arthropoda; Insecta; Diptera; Culicidae
Product: zinc finger protein 184-like
Exons: 2
Coding region: 77-1378 (433 amino acids)
Biological process (GO): regulation of transcription by RNA polymerase II
Cellular component (GO): nucleus
Molecular function (GO): DNA-binding transcription factor activity, RNA polymerase II-specific; RNA polymerase II transcription regulatory region sequence-specific DNA binding; zinc ion binding
Source: RefSeq, a predicted model, not a curated record